AUGAUUGACACAAACGAGUUUUACGUGGACUUCAAGAAGGAAAUCCAAGAUAUCCGCCAGUCCCUGGACGCGAAAGCCAUCGCACCACCUCAAGCACUGGAGAGACAAGAUGUUUUGGCAUCUAAAUGCCGUCAUAACCUCAUGUACUUGCCCGUGAGAGAUCAAGACACAUACAAUGGUGACUUACGUGACCUACUCACAUUCAUCCGGAUCCAUGCGACCCAAUCAAAAGCCAAGUUCAAGUUCAGUCACCGGAAGCUGACCCUUAAAGGUGAUACCAAGGCAACCAAGCACAUGCUGACAAAAGGUGAUACUUCUCAAGAGGAGGAGUCCUGCGACAUUGUCAGUGACUUUAAUGAUACCUUUGUAUCUAAGCCCACUAAUGACCACUCUGUCACGAAGGUCAAGGUUUUUAACAUUUCCAAGUCAGUUGUUGUGAUGGACCAAGCGACCUACUCGACAGCAGAGAUUGACGACAUCUCAGAUAGCAUCAUCUUCCUCUACAGAGUAAAUGGUCCAGUGUACAUUAAUUGCGUCACCAACUCAAUCCUUGUCCUGGCAUGUCACCAGUUCCGAAUGCACAAGUCAGACUCCGUGUCCACUUUCGUCAGCUGUUCGUCAAAACGCCCCAUCAUUGAGAAUUGCACAUCUGUAACGUUUGGUGACUUCCCUGAUACAGGCAGUUUCAACUCGUUGGUGGCGUGGGAGGCCAUUGACGACUUUUCCAAUCUCUCUAGUGAUAGAGUGUGGACGAGAAAGGAUAACGGAGAGGUGAAAAGGGCAGUGGAGAGGGGUUUAAACAAGGAUGACUUGGUGCUUUUGCCAUCACAUUGA
Messenger RNA from Yarrowia lipolytica CLIB122, 834 nucleotides. RefSeq lists its product as uncharacterized. Gene Ontology annotation, cellular component: cytoplasm. Lineage: Eukaryota; Fungi; Ascomycota; Dipodascomycetes; Dipodascales. Gene Ontology annotation, biological process: post-chaperonin tubulin folding pathway; tubulin complex assembly. The record is from RefSeq and is a predicted model, not a curated record.